AUGAAUCUUCGUUACUUUUCCCGCGCAGACCGUAAACCUGUUGUACCAGCAGCACGGCCCAACCGAUUGGCCUUCAAAGAUCCAACUUGCUACCGGGCGGAUUCUAGUAAAGAGCAGCAAUUCAAAUCACGAGAUCCCGCCUUCCACACUAGUGGCGUAUGA
This is a messenger RNA of Protopolystoma xenopodis, 162 nucleotides long. NCBI's taxonomy places the organism in Eukaryota, Metazoa, Platyhelminthes, Monogenea, Polystomatidea, Polystomatidae. The record is from the annotation of a GenBank genome assembly.